This is a messenger RNA of Linnemannia hyalina, 744 nucleotides long. The record is from the annotation of a GenBank genome assembly. NCBI's taxonomy places the organism in Eukaryota, Fungi, Mortierellomycota, Mortierellomycetes, Mortierellales, Mortierellaceae.
AUGGGAGGUUACAUCACCCCGGAACAGCAGACGGCAAUUAACAACAGGACACAUAUGGACGUAACAUUUGUGGGUGAGGGCCCUACCGUGCACAACACCCAGCCCAGCGCACCUUCCAUUGUGAUCCCUGCCUACUACGACCUCAACCCCGGCAGCAGAGGCAGCUCAUAUAGUUCAAGAUCGGCGAGCCCUUCUUUGUACGAGUAUGAGGACGAUCCUAUCCGUGCACCUUGCGACGAUUCCUUCGAGCCUACUCACAUAAUAGAGGACGUCACGCAAGUUGUUCGCGAGGUACAAUACGUUCGCGAGGGGCCAAACGUCUUAAGUCAAAGCAUCUUUGACUUGAGUCAAAGCAUCUUUCUCCCACCCGCCCCCAUAAUCCCAGGCAUUCCAGCUGAUGUCACCCUCCCACGACCAAUUAUUAGGGGAGGCCCUGGCUUCUUCAACUCCUCCUCAAGACUCCCCGACCGCGCACACAACAACUUUACCGAAUAUUUCGACAACAUUCGGACGACGAGCGCACUCAUGGACAUGUACUACGAGGACACCCAGGUCAUCAGCGAUGACCUUAACCACGCGUUGGAGUCGAGUAUUAUCCCUCCUGAAACCCUACCCACGCCCAGGGUUCGGACCGAUGCGCAAAGGGCUGACAGACGGGCUUACAGACGGGAUCGCAGAACCAGACGCAAGGAACGCAGGCGAGCUGCACGCAUGGCUGCUGCUCUGGCUACCCAGGAUGCCUGA